GGCAACAUUUUGAUUGCAACAAAUUACUGCCUAUGUAGCAACUGAUUCGUAAGAAGGUUCGAACAACAUAGAAGGAAAAUGCCUUGUUUUGGUUCUGUUCAAACUUACAAAGGACAGAACUAUGAAAAACUCAAGAAAGAAGCCAAGGACAAGGGAGCUUUGUUUAUAGACCUGGAGUUUCCACCAGACGAUCGCUCGCUGUUCUAUUCCCAGGCAAAACUUGCUAAUGUGGUCUGGAAGAGGCCUAAACAAAUUUGUGAAAACCCAAAGUUUUUUGUUGAGGGAACUAGUUCUGGUGAUGUUAAGCAGGGUCGCCUAGGAAACUGUUGGUUUGUGGCUGCUUCAUCCUGUCUGGCUAUUCACAAGGACAUCUGGCAUAAAGUGAUACCAGAUGCUGAGGAGCAAGAAUGGGAUGAGAAUAAGCCAGACAACUACCAGGGAAUCUUCCAUUUUCGGUUCUGGCGAUAUGGGAAGUGGACUGAUGUUGUCAUUGACGACUUCCUGCCCACUAUCAAUGAUGAACUCAUCUAUAUUCACUCUCAAACCAAAAAUGAGUUCUGGAGUGCUUUACUGGAGAAAGCUUAUGCAAAGUUAUUUGGAUGCUAUGAGGCCCUGGAUGGGGGGGAGUUAAAUGAGGCUUUGGAGGAUUUUACGGGAGGAGUGUCGGUCACUCUGGACAUGGUUAAAAUGAACUUAGCUAAUGACGCACAAGAGAGAGCCACGCUGUUUGCCCGGAUGCAGAAGGAAGCAGGCAGAAAAGCAUUAAUGGCAGCAUCAAUUCCUGCAGAGUCCUCAGAAGAAAUGGAGGCUGCAACAGAAACUGGUCUGGUCAAAGGUCAUGCCUAUGGGGUCACAGCUGUCAAAAAUGUUCCUCUGGAGGGUUCUGGACUCUUCAGCUUUUUCAAGACAGAGAAAAUUGCCAUGAUUCGUCUGCGGAAUCCUUGGGGACAAGGAGAAUGGAAUGGGGCUUUCAGUGAUGGGUCACCUGAAUGGCAGAAGAUUUCAAAAGAUGACAGAGAUAAAAUUGGCCUUACUUUUGAAGAGGAUGGAGAAUUUUGGAUGACAUUUGAUGACUAUUGCAAGUACUUUGUACAGACAGCCAUUUGUCGAGUUGUCAAUACCUCUAUGUUUUCACUAAGUAAAACCUGGCAUGAGGGACUAGCCCACGGGGCGUGGAAAACUCCAGGGAGAGCUGGGGGCUGCAUUAAUCAUAAGGAAACAUUCACCAAGAAUCCACAGUUUCGUUUUGAUAUCACAGAGGAUGACGAUGAGCCAUUGUUUCACUUGCUACAGAAAACUAGCCGGACAGCUACAGGAGAUCAGGAGAAAACUAUUGGAUUCUCUAUUUUUAAGGUUGAGAAAAAUAGAAGAUGCAGGAUUCAUAAUCACACCAAGCAGACUUUUAUGGAAUCCAGUGCCUUCAAAAACAGCAGGUCAAUAUUUCUACAGCCAGCCCUCAAAGCAGGGCGCUAUGUGGCUAUCGUCUGCACAUUUGACCCAAAUAUUGAGGGGGAGUUCCUCUUUAGGAUGUACUCUAGUUCAGCCAAUAAUUUCCAGGAGUUGACUUUAGAUAAGCCUGGAAAGGGAUGUCUGAAUUACUGCUGUUGCUGCUGUUUUGGAGGUGGAGCGAGACUUGUGACCCAGAUCCAGAUACUAAAGGCAGAGGGGCUGGAGAGACAGGAUGUGGCUUCAGGAGCUGAUCCAUACUGCAUUAUAUCAUGCGAGAGAGAAAAAGUUCGGACUCGGACUGUAGAUGACACAAUAAAUCCUGAGUGGAAUGAGUCAGCUAUUUUCUACAGGAGAAAUAUGAGGAAACCCAUUAAGAUUCAGAUUUGGAAUAGCAAUGUCAUCAGAGACUCGUACCUAGGAAAGCAUGUGUUCACAAGUACUGCUGAUUUCAAUGACAACAUCCAGUCUCUUGAACUUGUGGGGAGGGGUAAAAAUGGAGAGAAGAAACCAGGAAAAUUAGUCAUCAAGAUCACCCAAAGCAGGAACCUUUUAGCUGUGUAAUGUCUAAUGUUAAGUCAAAUGAAAGAACAUUUUAGUUUUGCACCUCUCCUAUGCUUAAUGAAGUGGUGAGGAAGCUGUGUACUGUAUGGGGAAAAAUAUAUUAAGGUCAAGGAGUAAAUUUUUCACUACAUUUGCAAUCUCUACAAAGCCAGAAAUUCAAGACAUAGAAAAUAAUUUAUAUUUCAAAGGGGUAUUAUUUACACAGUUUAGACAAAAUUCAAACAUCCAUGAUGACUUAAGGAAAAUUAUUGUGAAGUCGCUAAUUUUCAUGGGAAUAAAAAAUUGAAAUGUCAUUUUUUUUCAUGAAGAAAUGAAAAAAUUCAUGUCAUGCAGGACAUGUUAAAAUUUUAAAUCAAGGGAACGCUUCUUCAGCCACAAAAUUAAAACUCUAUGAACCAAUAAUUUUUCCCAAAUCACAAGAAUUUGACAACCCCCCCACCCCCCCCCCAAAUGAUUUUGCAGUAAGUGAAAAUAUAGAUUUUCAAAUUUUACCCCUAAUAUUGAAUAUGAAUGCUCAUUGGGAAACCUUGCCUUAACUCAUUUCAAAUUAAAUAGAAAGUAUAUUUUUUUUUGCUUAUGAGCAAGAUAAAUUAAGUCAAAGAGAAACAUUUGUAUGAUUUAAAAGAAAGGGAUUUUAUAUUUUUAUAAACAUUUCACAAGGACCUUGUGCUUGUAUAUAGGAUUUUGCAAUUGAAUGAUAUAUUAUUUGAAUUAGUGUUGUUGAAAUGCAGUUGUUGAGUAUUUUUUCAAAUAUGGAAUGGAUUCAAAGCUGUUUUGAAAUCAUGAGGUCAACUUUAAAAAAGUUGACAAAAUUAGAUUUUAAGUUAUAAUUGUCCAAGCUGUUUUAAAAUCAUAAGAUCAACUUCAGAAAAAGUUGACAAAUUUAAACAAUAGGUUAUAUUUUUUUUUAGUUUCCACUUAGCAAAUUUCCUGACUUUUUCAAAGAACAUUGUUAAAUACUAGCAGACCAUUGCCAUUUUUCUGAUGUACAGAUAUUGUCAAACUUUCAACCUUUUUGAUAUAACCACCUUUACAGUACAUUAUGUAUUUGCUUUGAACAGGUUUUAAGUAAAUAUCUAAUAUAUUACAACUAUUAUACCCACUUAUGAUAUACCGGUAAAGUCAGCACAAUUCAUAAGAGGGACUAUGUUUUUUUGCUAAAACCAUGAUUUGAUACAAGCGAUUAGACUUUUAUUAGCUCACCUGAGCCGAAGGCUCAAGUGAGCUUUUCUGAUCACAUUUUGUCCGUCGUCCGUCCGUCCGUCUGUCCGUCUGUCUGUCUGUCUGUCCGUCCGUCUGUAAACUUUUCACAUUUUUGACUUCUUCUCAAGAACCACUGGGCCAAUUUUGACCAAACUUGGUACAAAGCAUCCUUGGGUGAAGGGGAAUUUAAAUUGUUAAAAUGAAGGGCCAAGUCCCCUCACAAGGGGAGAUAAUCAAGAGAAGACAAAAAUAGGGUGGGGUCAUUAAAAAAUCUUCUUCUCAAGAACCACAGGGCCAGUAAAGCUGAAACUUAUAUGGAAGCAUCCUGGGGUAGUGUAGAUUCUAAAUUGUUCAAAUCAUGACCCCCGGGGGUAGGGCGGGGCCACAAUAGGGAAUCAAUGUUUUACAUAGAAAUAUAUAGGAAAAAUCUUUAAAAAUCUUCUUCUCAAGAACCACUGGGCCAGAAAAGCUGAAACUUAUGUGGAAGCAUCCUGGGGUAGUGUAGAUUCUAAAUUGUAAAAAUCAUGACCCCCGGGGGUAGGGCGGGGCCACAAUAGGGAAUCCAAGUUUUACAUUGAAAUAUAUAGGAAAAAUCUUUAAAAAUCUUCUUCUCAAGAACCACUGGGCCAGAAAAGCUGAAACUUAUGUGGAAGCAUCCUGGGAUAGUGUAGAUUCUAAAUUGUUCAAAUCAUGACCCCCGGGGGAAGGGCGGGGCCACAAUAGGGAAUCCAAGUUUUACAUUGAAAUAUAUAGGAAAAAUCUUUAAAAAUCUUCUUCUCAAGAACCACUGGGCCAGAAAAACUGAAACUUAUGUGGAAGCAUCCUGGGGUAGUGUAGAUUCUAAAUUGUUCAAAUCAUGACCCCGGGGGUAGGGCGGGGCCACAAUAGGAAAUACAAGUUUUACAUUGAAAUAUAUAGGAAAAAUCUUUAAAAAACUUCUUCUCAAGAACCACUGGGCCAGAAAAGCUGAAACUUAUGUGGAAGCAUCCUGGGGUAGUGUAGAUUCUAAAUUGUUUAAAUCAUGACAUCCGGGGGUAGGGCGGGGCCACAAUAGGGAAUCC
This is a messenger RNA of Saccostrea echinata, 4274 nucleotides long. Its product is annotated as calpain-5-like. Bases 79 to 2010 code for a protein of 643 amino acids. Gene Ontology annotation, biological process: proteolysis. Gene Ontology annotation, molecular function: calcium-dependent cysteine-type endopeptidase activity. The transcript is spliced from 13 exons. The record is from RefSeq and is a predicted model, not a curated record. Gene Ontology annotation, cellular component: cytoplasm. Lineage: Eukaryota; Metazoa; Mollusca; Bivalvia; Ostreida; Ostreidae.